Molecule: messenger RNA, 1890 nt
Organism: Fusarium poae
Lineage: Eukaryota; Fungi; Ascomycota; Sordariomycetes; Hypocreales; Nectriaceae
Exons: 2
Coding region: 1-1890 (629 amino acids)
Biological process (GO): transmembrane transport
Molecular function (GO): transmembrane transporter activity
Source: RefSeq, a predicted model, not a curated record
AUGUCUCAAUUAUCAGCGCCUGACAAGGAAACUCCCAACGCCACAAAACCCAAGUCUUUCACGGGUAUCAAUCAUCUCAAACUGCCGUGCCACGAUAUAAUCAAAACUGGACAAUUCUACGAGACACUCUUCCACUUGGACCGAGUCCUCAAAUACAAUCACUACACUCCAGACCACAAGCUAUUUGCCAUCAUGCUGGAGCACAAACCAACCAAGCUUAUCGUCGAGCUACGACAUGUCCCAGCACAAGCAAGCGCCCAGAAGGGCUGGGACCCGAUUACGUGGGGCGUCGGCACUCGUGCGGACCUAGAGGAAUGGGGAGUCUGGUUAGAUGCGCAUGGCGUCUCGAGAAAACCCACGCUAGUCAUCAACGAGCCCGAGAUCGAAUACCCAGAGGGAAUCAAACUAUGGCUCAUAAUGCUAUCUGUAACUGCUGUUCUAAUCUUGAGCAGCAUAGAUAUGAACAUAGUCGCAACUGCAGUCCCGAGCAUAACAGACCAUUUCCACACGGUAGCUCACGUCGGAUGGUAUUCAUCCGCCUUUAGACUUUGUGUCUGCGCAUUCCAAUUUAUCUUUGGAAAAGCAUACAAGCUCUUUUCUGUCAAGCGAGUAUUCCUCCUCGCCAAUGCAAUAUCUUUAGCGGGAUCUAUACUGUCUGGUUCUGCUACCACGUCGACUAUGCUUGUUGUGGGUAGAGCAGUUUCUGGCCUUGGUGCUGCAGGUUUGUUCGCUGGUUGUUUUGUCAUUGUGGUACAGUCAACACCUUUACGCCAAAGACCCAUGUUUCUAGGUAUCAUGGGCGCGGCUGAAGGUCUCGCGACAAUUGCCGCUCCACUUCUUGGUGGUGCUCUUCAGACGCUGAGUUGGCGCUGGUGUUUUUAUAUCAACGCACCAAUUGGACUGAUCGCGUUUUUGGCCUCUAUGCUCUGCUUGCCAGAUAUCCAGAAGCCCAUUGAGAUUGCUCGGUUGACCCUCAAAGAAAAGGUAGCCCAGCUUGAUCCGACGAGUAACUUCCUACUUCUUCCAGCACUCACGAGCCUCUUCCUCGCCUUUUCCUGGUCUGGCACGAAGUACUCAUGGAAGAGUGGUGAGGUUAUUGGUCCACUGGCUUCUUUCGCAGUUCUCUCGAUUGCAUUUGUCCUCAAUCAAACCCGCAAACGCGAGAUUGCUGCCCUCCCUCCUCGUUUGAUGAAGCAUCGCAGUGUAAUAGCUGGUUUUAUCUUCAUGUUUUGCAUUAACAGUACCGGCGUUGUACUUGAGUACUACCUCCCUACGUACUAUCAGCUUGUGCGUGGAUAUACACCUGUGAAGAGUGGCUACAUGAUACUUCCUAUCAUCAUUGCAGCAACGAUAGGAUCACUGAUCCAUGGAGCUGGCACGAGCGUAUUUGGAUACUACACCCCAUUCAUGAUCCUGGCUUCAGUAAUCAUGCCGAUAGCAAUUGGACUCAUCACAACUUUCGAAAUCGACACAAGUUUGGAACGUCUUGUUUCUUAUACGGCAUUGUCAGGACUGGCCUAUGGAAUAGGCUUCAUCGGUCCCCAAACAGCUGUGCAGACUGUUUUACCUGCUGAGGAUGUUCCACUUGGGUUGUCCAUCAUGUUGUUCGCACAAUCCUUUGGCCCUGCUGUAACAGUUCCCAUUGCACAAGUGCUUUUUACGAACCAACUGACGACCAACUUGAAAGGCCUCGCACCGAACUUGAGUCAACGGAACAUCAGCAACAGUGGACUCACUGAGAUGGUAGCAAGUGUACAGGCUUCAGACACGAGGGUAGUACUUAUUGCUGUUAAUAAGAGCCUAAGCCAGACGUGGUACUUUAUCACAGGACUGGCUUCGAUAGCAAUUGUGGGAAGUUUAUCCACCAAGUGGAAAUCCGUUAAGAAGUAA